This is a messenger RNA of Carassius carassius (crucian carp), 682 nucleotides long. Its product is annotated as small ubiquitin-related modifier 1. Gene Ontology annotation, molecular function: ubiquitin-like protein ligase binding; protein tag activity. NCBI's taxonomy places the organism in Eukaryota, Metazoa, Chordata, Actinopteri, Cypriniformes, Cyprinidae. Gene Ontology annotation, biological process: protein sumoylation. The transcript has 5 exons. Gene Ontology annotation, cellular component: PML body; nucleus. The record is from RefSeq and is a predicted model, not a curated record. Bases 148 to 450 code for a protein of 100 amino acids.
UAGGAAGUCCCGCCCCUUUUCCAAUGACGCCAACGGCGCCGUGUUGUGGGUCUGCUGGUAGCUAAACCUCACAUUACUGCACAAUACAGUUCGUUAUUUAAUUCAAGUGAUCGUGAUCUUAAGAAGGGCUGUACAUUGCGGAAUAUCAUGUCAGACACGGAGACCAAGCCCUCAAGUGAUGGAGGCGAGAAGAAAGACGGAGAAUAUAUCAAACUGAAAGUAAUCGGUCAGGACAACAGUGAAAUCCACUUCAAAGUGAAGAUGACAACACAUUUAAAGAAGCUGAAGGAAUCCUACAGUCAAAGACAGGGUGUACCCAUGAACUCUCUAAGGUUUCUUUUUGAGGGACAGAGAAUUGCAGACAACCAAACCCCCAAAGAGCUGGGAAUGGAAGAUGAGGAUGUGAUCGAGGUGUAUCAGGAACAGACCGGUGGCUGUCGGAAUGAUUAGACUCUUUAUUUUUAUCUUAAUUUUGUAUGUAUGACAUGUAUUUCAUCUGUUUCCUUUUGCUGUCACAUCAAAGGGAAGCAGACAAACCAUCUGGAUCAAAUAGAUAAUCUGUCAGGGCAGCUGUGUUUGAAGAAGUUGGGUGGAACUACUAUAGAAAGUGUUUUUCUAGCCAUGUCCCACGUUCUCUCUCUGCUAACUCAUCCCUGCCUUCAUACGCUUUUUUUUUAUAUAU